Ceratotherium simum simum (southern white rhinoceros) is the source of this 1929-nucleotide messenger RNA. RefSeq names its product arginyl-tRNA synthetase 2, mitochondrial (gene RARS2). Gene Ontology annotation, cellular component: mitochondrion; cytoplasm. Gene Ontology annotation, biological process: arginyl-tRNA aminoacylation; mitochondrial translation. Gene Ontology annotation, molecular function: ATP binding; arginine-tRNA ligase activity. The record is from RefSeq and is a predicted model, not a curated record. NCBI's taxonomy places the organism in Eukaryota, Metazoa, Chordata, Mammalia, Perissodactyla, Rhinocerotidae.
AACAGAGUAGUGUGCUAGGACGCUUUUCGUGGAGUGGGCUAUGGCGUGUGGCUUCCGCAGGUCUAUCGCCUGUCAGCUUUCCAGAGUGUUGGAUCUUCCUCCAGAAAACUUGAUCAAGUCAAUAUCUGCAGUUCCAAUUUCAAAAAAAGAAGAAGUAGCUGAUUUUCAGCUUUCUGUGGAAUCUCUAUUGGAGAACAACAAUGACCAUUCAAGACCAGAUAUGCAAGUUGAAGCCACAAGACUAGCAGAGAAGCUAAAAUGUGAUACAGUGGUGAGUGAAAUCAGCACUGGUCAAGGGACUGUAAAUUUCAAAAUAAACAGAGAACUAUUAACAAAGACAGUGCUACAACAAGUAAUCGAAGAUGGUUCAAAAUACGGAUUAAAAAGUGAACUUUUCUCUGGUCUUCCCCAGAAGAAGAUUGUGGUUGAAUUCAGUUCACCUAAUGUUGCCAAAAAAUUUCACGUUGGACAUUUGCGUUCCACCAUCAUAGGAAAUUUUAUAGCAAAUCUCAAAGAAGCUUUAGGACAUCAAGUAACAAGAAUAAAUUACCUUGGAGAUUGGGGCAUGCAGUUUGGUCUUCUGGGAACUGGCUUCCAACUGUUUGGCUAUGAAGAAAAACUCCAGUCCAAUCCUUUACAGCAUCUCUUUGAAGUUUAUGUACAAGUUAACAAAGAAGCAGCAGAUGAUAAGAGUGUAGCAAGAUCAGCGCGUGAGUUCUUCCAGCGACUGGAACUGGGAGACACGCAAGCACUUGCACUAUGGCAAAAGUUUCGGGACUUGAGCAUAGAAGAGUACAUUCGGAUUUACAAGCGUCUAGGAGUCCACUUUGAUGAAUACUCAGGGGAAUCACUUUAUCGUGAAAAAUCUCAAGAAGUCUUAAAAUUGCUGGACAGUAAAGGACUCCUACAGAAAACAAUAAAAGGAACAGCUGUAGUGGAUCUUUCUGGGAAUGGUGACCCCUCCUCAAUUUGUACUGUAAUGCGAAGUGAUGGGACUUCUCUCUAUACAACCAGAGAUCUUGCAGCUGCUAUAGAUCGAAUGGACAAGUAUAAUUUUGAUACAAUGAUUUAUGUGACAGAUAAAGGGCAAAAAAAGCAUUUUCAACAAGUGUUCCAGAUACUGCAGAUCAUGGGAUAUGACUGGGCGGAAAGGUGCCGGCACGUGCCCUUUGGAGUAGUACAGGGAAUGAAGACUCGAAGAGGAGAUGUUACUUUUCUGGAAGAUGUUUUAAAUGAGAUCCAAUUAAGGAUGCUACAGAACAUGGCUUCUGUUAAGACAACUAAAGAACUCGAGAACCCACAGGAGACCGCAGAGAGGGUCGGGCUGGCAGCGCUCAUCAUUCAGGACUUCAAAGGUUUACUCUUAUCUGACUAUCAGUUCAGCUGGGAUCGUGUUUUCCAGAGUCGUGGGGACACAGGAGUCUUCCUACAGUACACGCACGCCCGCCUCCACAGUUUGGAAGAGACUUUUGGAUGUGGUUAUCUAAAUGACUUCAACACUGCUUGUUUACAAGAGCCACAGUCUAUUUCAAUUCUCCAGCAUCUUCUCAGGUUUGAUGAGGUGCUUUAUAGGUCAUCUCAGGACCUUCAACCCAGGCACAUUGUCAGUUACCUUCUAACUCUAAGUCAUCUUGCAGCUGUGGCACACAAAACACUGCACGUAAAAGACAGUCCUCCUGAAGUGGCCGGGGCCAGACUUCAUCUUUUCAGAGCUGUCCGUUCUGUCCUAGCCAAUGGAAUGAAACUUCUCGGAAUAACACCUGUAUGUAGGAUGUAAUUUCUAAUUAAAAUGGCUUUUUAAAUACUAAGUGAAUUCUACUUAUCUAUUCUUAUAUACCUUGCUGUUUAGAAUAGAAUUUAAACUAUUAUUCUGUGACAGAAUCUAUAUUUUAUUAAAUCUAAGUGAUUUAUCAAACUUUUUAAAUCUUU